Messenger RNA from Xyrichtys novacula (pearly razorfish), 4010 nucleotides. NCBI's taxonomy places the organism in Eukaryota, Metazoa, Chordata, Actinopteri, Labriformes, Labridae. The record is from the annotation of a GenBank genome assembly.
AUGGCUGCCUACAAAAAUCUCAGUCAAUUGUCAAACUGGAGCGCCGUAUUUCCAACCUUUUAUUGGAUCCGGGAUGAGGAAAAACUCCUAGACUCUGUGACCACACUGGGCGCAGGUCCCCCUUUCAACGCGUCUGAGUUGGACUCCACCAUCCCGCUGACAGACGCUGCUCCGCCGGUUCCGGUGAGACCCGCGGAUGCCUCUGUUUCCCAACCGGCUCCCGGCCCCGGAGGUGCUUCUGCCGCAGCCGGGCUGGCUGUCGUGGUUCCGCCGUCGCAUCCCCAGCCCGACGACCACUGGCACUCGCUGGGUGAUAAGCCAAAGCUCUUGCCUGCUACAGCACUGGAUUUUACACUAAAUCCGAGGCACAGAGCACUCAGCUCUACUCUGCGGCAUCAGCCCUGGCAGUCUGUGGCAGGUAGCAGGAGGGCACACAGAACCAGCCCGCAGCCCACCUGUGAACUCCAGCUGUCCAACAGGUACGAAGCCCUCAGCCUGCAGGAUUCCCCCCCCCGGGAGCGCGGUCCAGCUCGCCGCCGGGUCCUGUCCACCCAGCUGGCCGUGGCUCUCGCAGCGCAACUCCCAGCGUCGCAACUCCCAGCAGCCAGUGGAGGAGCGCGCCCCCUCCGUGCUGGUCGUCGGGACCUCGAUGGUCAGGCACGUGAAGGUACAUGGUGGGGGCUUAGAGGAUUUCAAUCAGGUAUGCCUGACAUCGGACAAUAGAUCUGCUGUUAUAGCAAUAAGACUUGUUUGAUGUCAUUAGUUUUCUCCAUAACCUACCACUCAAACUUGUGGUUAGAUAUCUUAUUUGACUACUCCAUCUGGUGUUCCCAAGACAAAAUGAGCCAAAAAUAUAGAUUGGAGUUGUAUAAUUUUUUUUCGUGACUAUUAUCAUUAACGCCAGAAUGGCAAAAUUUAUCGUGAUACAUUUUUUUCAGCCCAUAUUGCCCAUCCCUAGUAUGGAGAGGUCAUUUGCCUUGUACUUGCUUCUUUAGUUCGUACCCCAUUUUUUAACCAAAGCUGGGGUGGACAACCAUGAGGAGACAACUUGAUGUAAACUGCAUUUGUUAUAUAUAUAGGAAAGGAAAAAAUACACCUCAUACGUAGGGCAGUGAGUUAAAAGGUGUGCAACGUGGCUGAAACACAGCUGUAUGAAAAGUGUGUGAAAGGAUGACCUCUGACUCACAUUAUUUCUUUCCGUCCUUUUUGAUCAUACUUUUUUAAGAGGUCAUUUAUUUUUUGGAGGUGCUAUAAGUGUAUAGUUCUCUGUUUCAUAUUUCUACACCUAACAGCAAUAAAAAUGAUUUGUACAAGGCAUUGCAUAGGGGAGUGAAGGCUGUGGACUCUAGUGUAAUCUUCAAAGCUGUCUUGUUUAACAAGGAUGUGGUGAAUGUCUUCCUAAAGAUGGACAUGACCCUUGGAGGAGCUGUUAUCCAUUCUUAUAGCUUGUGUCUCUGUGGGCGAGGGGCACACACUCACACAGAGACACAUACACCAGUGUACACAGAGAGGUGUGUUUCUGGCAACCCUUUCCACUGACUGUGCCAAUGUUGCCGCUUGGCUGAACAUUAAAUCUAGUGAAGGGCCGAGUUUAUUUUCUUUGCUUUGAAAGGCCAUAUUUAUCGUUUUCAAUUAUCUCGGAUCCAUAAAAGCUGACCCCUGCUCUCUGCUGCGCUGUCCGAGCCACUGGAGGAGGAAAGAGACUGUGUGCGCGCGCUCUCUCUCUGUGUUCAAGAUUUUCUGACCUGUGAGUUCGGGCACACAUGAGGAUGAGAAUUUAAGAGCCUGAAAACUGGAUCAGAAUCAUUCAAACAUGCAUUUGCGCCCUGGAAUAAACCUGGGUUUUAAUGCUUGCAAAGACCUUGAAAUCCAAACACACCAUAAUCUUUCUCAGCAAGUCCCUCUUUCCUCCACAUGAUAGUAGCAUCAACACACUUGUGAUGUUAAUAGUAAAUUUAUUAGAGCCUUGAUGUUAAACUCUCAUUAUCUUGUCAUGAGAUGUGCUGCUGGCCUGGGGGCACCCAGCCGACGCCGGUUCCCUUUGAACGGGGAGUGUAUCAGCCGAACCCCCCUCUGUUCGCCAUUUCAAAGCGACUGCUGCAACAGACAGAAAACGAUGCCAUCUGCAUGCGAGUGUGACUCCCACCCACUCUCAUAGCCGAGCUUAAUCUCCUUUUUAUGUUGAUUGUCUACACUUGUGAUUAUGAAGUUGAACGCUGUAUCCGAAAGUGUGUGUAUGUGUGUGCACCUGUGUCUUGUUCUUUAUAGUUUGCAGAGGAGUGAGAGUGUGCAGAUACAGCUAACAGCUUGUUUGGCAGAGCAGCACAGAGUACACAGUUGGAGGGAUGUAUCGUUCAGAAAUGUUGGUCCAUUUAACAAAAUCACUGGGUGGAGAGGACGGCCAUUACAGCCAUAGUACUUAUUGUUAAGUUGUUAGCAAAUGUAGCUGCAGUGCUUUGGAGUUUAAUGAGUAGCUGGCUAAUGGGAUCACUACUAGCGCCACUUGGACACUUGGUGGAUCCACAGAGAGCACCAAUGAUCUCAUGAGUGGAAACUUUUUAACCAUAUCCACUGGUGCAAUUCUAAUAAGCACUGAUCAAGUAGCUGUUUUCUUAUUUUGCGUAACCAACAGAUGGCAAAGUGUUUUUCUUUUAUGAUAAUCUCUUUAAGUUGUGCAGUGAUUUACAAAUGAUAGCCAGAAAGAACUUAAAUUCAAGACUAUGGCUCCUGGUAGUUGUUGACAGAAACUUCAUUACAUAUGAAGUCAACAUGUGUUCAGACUGCAUGAAAAAAUUUAAAUUUGCCUGAAAGAGAAACAUUACUGUUUUCAGUCUAAUUGAAAAUGAGUGGUGUCUUUUUGGUCAAAAUAUGGGACUUUUAAUGGGUACAAGUGUCAUAACAACUUGAGAAUGAUCCGAUUCAAAAGUUCUGAUCCAGUUGAUUCAAGUUUUGAGCUGUUAUUUAUAGGGCUCUAAAGUCCUAGUCGACUGGUCGACUUAUUGGUGCUAAGUCAACAGAAAUGCUGAUUGGUUGACUUGAUUUAAUUCCACGUCAAUCUACAGUCUAUGGUUAAUUUCAUCAGGAGGAACGAACCAAGUGCUAAUGGGGGUGUUUUCAGAGCACCCCCAUUUUAAAGGUAAAAGCCUGUCUCAGAACACCCCCCUUGUUUUCACCAUUUUGGAUUCGCCCAAGCCACUGGAGACCAGACUUUGAAGUCGAUUUGGCGCUCAUUAGCCAUACCCACGUUGCACUCCAAGAAUUGACAAACAACCUGCAUGAGCAAGGAGCAAAAGUCGGUCGACGUAUAAGCCAAGAAAAGACCAAGGCCAUGACCGCCGCACAACAUCAACACCUUCCACCACUCACCGUAGGCGAACAAGACAUAGAGUUCAUUGAGGACUUCACAUACCUCGGAAGCAACAUCUCAAUAUCAUCUCAACAUCUCCACUGGAGACGUGGAGAAAAACGUACCGACCAGAAUUGGCAAAGCUGCAGGAGUCUUCCAACGACUCUGGAACAUCUGGUCAUCGAAAUCCAUCACCACAACCACAAAGCUAUGCCUCUAUAUGUCAGUGGUCAUCCCUACAGUGACCUACGCCUGUGAGACAUGGACAAAGACAGCCAGCAUCACCAAAAAGUUGGAUGUCUUCCAUCAACGGUGCCUCAGAUCCAUCCUAAAGAUAUCAUAGAGAGACCACAUCACCAAUGAAGAGGUGAUGAGAAGGGCAGGUGUAGUACCCUCGUCUGACAAAGUCUCUGACAAGGGAAAGAUAAUGACCAGACAUGUACUCCGACUGCCAAGUGAGAGACCGGCAAGAGUGGCAAUAGACUGGAUGCCAGAGGGGGGAAAGAGAAGGAGAGGAAGGCCAAAGAAGACAUGGAGACAAACAGCCAAGGAAGACCUGAGCGAGAUGGGAGUCAGCUGGCAUGGAGCAAGAAGGGUUGCUAGGGACCAGAGCAAAUGGAGGGGACUCAUCGCCCAGUGUUCCAAUAGGAACAGGAGGAACUAA